Molecule: messenger RNA, 605 nt
Organism: Funneliformis geosporum
Lineage: Eukaryota; Fungi; Glomeromycota; Glomeromycetes; Glomerales; Glomeraceae
Source: the annotation of a GenBank genome assembly
GUCUGAAGAAAAAUACAAAAGAGCCUGUUAUCGAAGCUUUAAAUGAUGGUGAUAAUGGGAAAAUACAAAAGCCAGCUCCUGUAGUUAAACGAGAUCGAAAGAAGAAGGAGCCUAUUAUCGAAGCUUUAAAUGAUACGCCUAUUAAUCAAAAGGAAAAUAACGAAGUUCGUAGUGAUGAUGAAUAUAUUGAUGGCAAUGACAGCAAAGAUGAUGACGUUAAUGAACUUUUAGAAACAAACGAUAGCUAUCUUUCAGAAGAUGUUAUAAGUGUCAAACAUAAACCUCUUGCACUGAUUACAAAUAACAUGCAUAUUAACAAGCUUUGUAAUAACUCGUUAAAUAAUUCAAACGAAGCAACUGAUAGAACUUUAAAUUAUAAUUCACAUUUAAUUAAUACACCUUGUUAUACUACACCACAUUCAUCAGCACGUUCAACUAAUACAUGUCUAUCUACCCCAAUACCAUGUUCAUUAUGUUCGACUGAUACACAUUUAUCUAUAACGUAUAAUGUGCAUCCAUUUACACCACGUACGCUGCAUUCAACUAAUACGCGUUUAUUUACAUCUCACUCUAAUAAUACAAAUUUUAAUGAUAAUGUUUUUUGA